Ilex paraguariensis (yerba mate) is the source of this 1190-nucleotide messenger RNA. The record is from the annotation of a GenBank genome assembly. Lineage: Eukaryota; Viridiplantae; Streptophyta; Magnoliopsida; Aquifoliales; Aquifoliaceae.
UCCUCCUCAGUGAGUCUUCACAGCACUAGUUCUAUAACCAAAAAACAAAAAAAGUUUGAGCCAACUUGUCUUUCUCUCUCUUAAGUCUCAAACCGCCCAUUAUCUUCAUGGCCUCUUAUCAGAGCUUGAGCACUUUGGCCAUUCUUGCUCUAGGGCUUGCCUUCUGCAUACAAGAAACUCUAGCAUGCGAGAACCUCAACAAAGACUCGUGUGCCUUUGCGGUAUCAUCUUCUGGAAAGCGUUGCGUGCUUGAGAAACAUGUUCGUCGGAGCGGCGAGGAAGUUUACACCUGCCGAUCAUCGGAGAUCGAGGCUGAUAGCCUCAAGGACUGGAUUGAGACCGAUCAGUGCAUUGCAGCCUGUGGACUGGAUCGGAAAGCGCUCGGAAUCUCCUCCGACUCUCUUCUUGAGUCUCACUUCGCUCAAAAGCUUUGCUCUUCUAAAUGCUAUGAUAGCUGCCCCAACAUUGUCGAUCUCUACUUCAACCUUGCCGCCGGUGAAGGUGUGUAUCUUCCCAAAUUAUGCGAAGCAAAAGGAGAAAUCGAACGUCGUGGAUUGUCCGAGAUCAAAAGCUCUGGAUACAUAGCAUCUGGACCCGAAUCAAUGAAGCCAGUGAAGUUCAUGGUUGCCCCAGCAAUGCCUCCUUAUUGAAAUAUUUCACAAAUACUCUAUUUAGUCGGUUCAGUAGAAGUUUUAGCAGCCGGGCUUGAGCACAGCAUCACUAUGCUAUGUGCCAAUGAGUCAGUGUGGGCUGGGUCUAUAACAAUUGUACUACAAAUAUAAUAUCAUAAAAAGUAGUGUGUGAUGACCAAAAUAGAUCCAAUAAGGUGAUGUUCAAAGUUAACAAUGUUAGUGUUUUAUAAAUGCAAAAUGCUAUUUGGACUUUAUUUAACGACUUUAUUUAAAGAUCUAAUGAUAUAUAACCAUUACAUUGGUUGUGAACUUCAUCUAAUAUUGGAACUCACAAUUAAUUUAAUGGUUACAUUAAAGUCACAUCAUUAUGUUCCUGAAUAAAGUAUCCAAAUAAGGUCUCUAUAGCAUUGUUAUUUAUAGAUUGUACCAAGUGUUUUAGUAGCUAGUAAGGAUGAUCGUAUAAGUAUACUUGUUUGUAAUGGGUUCUGGAGAUUAAAUAAAAGUCAUAUUACUUCUACUGCUCACUUUUUUGUCAAGUUUUUUUAUUUUUUUUUGAGG